GGCCUAGUAUUAUUUUGUUCUCUCUUUUUUGACCAAAACCAACACAUUCAAUCCCUUCUUAUCUCCUUUUUUCAUCUCUUAGGGUUCCAUUUUUGAGUUACAUUCACUCUCAAAAUCAUAAAUAUAAACACCCUUUUGGUUAUUCAAUUGACUGUAUUGUAAUUCUUUUUUUUUUUUUGGAGUGUGAAGAGAUGAGGAUGUUGGAAUUAUGUGAUACAAAGAAUGUAUUUCCACCUGGAUUUAGGUUUCAUCCAACAGAUGAGGAACUUAUUUUGUACUAUUUAAAGAAGAAGAUAUGUAGGAAGAGGAUGUUGCUUGAUGCUAUUGCUGAGACUGAUGUUUAUAAGUGGGAACCUCAGGACUUGCCUGAUCUGUCUAAGUUAAAAACUGGGGACCGGCAGUGGUUCUUCUUUAGCCCCAGAGAUCGAAAAUAUCCUAAUGGAGCACGGUCAAACAGGGCAACAAAGCAUGGGUAUUGGAAAGUUACGGGAAAGGAUCGAAUUAUUAUGUGCAACUCUCGUGCUGUUGGAGUUAAGAAGACCUUAGUCUUUUAUAAAGGCCGAGCACCAGUAGGUGAACGGACAGAUUGGGUGAUGCAUGAGUAUACUAUGGAUGAAGAAGAGCUGAAAAGAUGUCAGAACGUUCAUGAAUACUAUGCGCUUUACAAGGUAUUUAAGAAGAGUGGGCCCGGGCCUAAGAAUGGUGAGCAGUAUGGUGCACCAUUUAGAGAAGAGGACUGGGCUGAUGCUGAUGAUAAAUGUCCAAGUCCCAAAGGCUUUAUCCACCAGGACAAUUCAACAAAGCAUGUUACUGAAGCUCCUUCUGUGGAUGGUGGACUUGACGAAUUGUUGAACCAUAUUGGAAAUGAGCCUGUACUUGUGGAGCCACUUUCUGUAGACUAUGCUUAUGCUCUGGAGCAGCUUGUGCAUGAGGAAGAUACUCAAAGUACCUUGCUAGAUCUUUUGGCAAGGGAAGUUAAUUUUGCCAAUCAUAGUGCGGUGAUUACGCAGUCAGGCACAUCACAGCUACAGUUGCAUGAGGCAUCAGAGGUCACAUCUGCUCCUGUUAUUCAUGAACAGCAGCGGCAUGUGGUGGAAGAGGACUUCCUUGAAGAUUUUCUGGAGAUAAAUGACCUUCUUGGUCCAGAGCCAAGCACUCAAAACUUUGAUUACCCGGAGCUGGGUGUUAAAAACUUUGAUGAGGCUGGACCAAGUGGUCAAAACUUUGAAGAUUUGCAAUUCGAUUAUUUGGAUGGGCUGACAGAAUUUGACUUGUAUCAUGAUGCGCCCUUGCUUCUUGAUGAUAUAAGAAGAACUGAACUGGGGCAAGUUACUGAACCAUACAUGAACAACUUUGUGAAUGGUUCUGUAAACCCUGAUUCUACAACGUAUUUAAGCAGUUGUCAGAAUGAAAUGACGAACAAUCGGCCUAUGUAUUUGAAUGAUGGAGAACUGUGGACACAUGAUCAAAGAUUCAACAUCUUUAACCCCAGCGAGGCACAUCAGUUGGUUGUUCCUCCAGCUACUCCAGGUGUUGUAUAUGAUAGUAAUUUGGGAAAUCAUCCUACGGGCGCAAAUCAGAAUCAAAUACCCAAUCAGAAUGAUGGUACUACACCGUCAUGGUUAUCCUCUCAGUUGUGGGCCUUCGUGGAUUCUAUACCUACCACUCCUGCUGUAGCUGCUGAAAGUCCUGCGGUUAAUAUGGUCUUUAAGCGCAUGUCUAGCUUUAGUAGGAUGAGAAUAAACGCCGGGAACAUGAAUGUUGUGGCAGGUAAAACAGCAACUUCAAGAAGUUCGCGCCGCUCUAAGAAUGGGCUUUUAUAUUUUUCUUUCCUUGGAAUACUUUGUGCAAUCUUAUGUGUGUUAGUAGGAAUAUUUGUUAACGUCUUGAGGAGAUACAUAUCCUCUUAAAUAUGCAAUGAAGUUUUGGUGUUCUAUCACCUGGCAUCUUGCCAGAAUCAAUGAUAAGCUGAGGAUACAUUCUAUGAGUAAAACAA
Lycium ferocissimum is the source of this 1996-nucleotide messenger RNA. Its product is annotated as NAC domain-containing protein 17-like. Gene Ontology annotation, biological process: regulation of DNA-templated transcription. The transcript has 3 exons. Bases 192 to 1910 code for a protein of 572 amino acids. The record is from RefSeq and is a predicted model, not a curated record. Gene Ontology annotation, molecular function: DNA binding. NCBI's taxonomy places the organism in Eukaryota, Viridiplantae, Streptophyta, Magnoliopsida, Solanales, Solanaceae.